Molecule: messenger RNA, 972 nt
Organism: Arabis nemorensis
Lineage: Eukaryota; Viridiplantae; Streptophyta; Magnoliopsida; Brassicales; Brassicaceae
Source: the annotation of a GenBank genome assembly
AUGCAUCAGAUGAAUAAGAAAGAUUCCACUUUGCCAUAUCUGAACACUAGCAUCUCAUGGGGAGUGGUUCCGAAUGAAACACUAAGCUUGAAGGUUGAUGCAAGGCCUGAACUUAUGCAAGCCACAAAGCAAAUCAGUUUUCAGGACCAGGAUUCAUCUUCAACUCAGUCCACUGGUCAAUCGUAUACCGAAGUUGCAAGUAGUGGAGAUGAUAAUCCUUCCAGACAAAUCUCUUUUUCAGCAAGAUCAGGAUCUGAAGAAACUCAGCGGAAGGGAUUUGCGACUCAUCCUAAAUCAAGCCCGAUGACAGGAUACCCGAAUAUUCACUUUGCUCCUACUCAGGCUAAUUUCUCCUUUCACUAUGCUGAUCCACAUUUUGGUGGUUCAUUAGCUGCAACUUAUCUACCAAAUGCAAUGACAUGCAAUCCCCAACUGGGGGGUAUGGUUCCUGGUCGAGUUGCUUUACCAGGGGAGCUCACGGAAACUGAGCCAGUCUUUGUCAAUGCGAAGCAAUACCACGCAAUUAUGAGAAGGAGACAGCAACGUGCCAAGCUCGAGGCUCAAAACAAACUAAUCAAAGCCCGUAAGCCGUAUCUUCAUGAAUCUCGACAUGUUCAUGCUCUUAAAAGGCCAAGAGGGUCAGGUGGAAGAUUCCUAAACACCAAAAAACUUCUUCAAGAAUCUGAACAAGCUGCUGCUAGAGAACAAGAACAUGAAAAGUCGAUCCAACAGGAAAACAAAAAGGCAAACAUGUCUAGAUUCGAAGCUCAUAUGCUGCGCAACAAAGACCGCUGCUCAACCACUUCCGGCUCAGACAUUACAUCUGUUUCCGACGGUGCUGAUAUCUUCGGACACACUGAAUUCCAUUUUGCAGGUUUCCCAACUCAGACGAACCGAGCAAUGCUUGUUCAUGGUCAAUCUAAUGACAUGCAUGGAGGUGGGGACUUGCACCAUUUCUCUGUCCAUAUCUGA